Messenger RNA from Diversispora eburnea, 660 nucleotides. Lineage: Eukaryota; Fungi; Glomeromycota; Glomeromycetes; Diversisporales; Diversisporaceae. The record is from the annotation of a GenBank genome assembly.
AUGAUCCUUUGCGCAGAAUGUAAAUUGAAAGGUGUCUUUAUGGAACCUUCAGGCAAUCCUGGGGAAUUUUGCUCCAAUCAAUGCCGAAAGGCAGCAGUAGAGCAUGGCAAGGUUCAAGGUUGUGCUAUGUGUCAUAUUUAUCCUCGGGUUCGAUUACAAAAUGGGUCACGAUCGAAUUAUUGUGGUAGACAAUGUCAGUCUAGAGCUCAGGUGGUGCAAAGACCACCUACAACUCAAUCUAACAUAUCCAUAACUUCACCAACUAGACCAACACCAACAAUACCGGUUAGCGGUGGUAUUUGGGUACCAGUGAAAGUUCCAUUAUGUCUAUAUUGUCAAAAUAAACCAUGUUGGAAAGAUCCUGGAACUCAAGCAUAUUCAUCUUUUUGUGGUAGAAGAUGUAAAGAAGCAUUUGAUGCAGAAACACCACCGAGCGAUCCUCAACUUGAUUUAAACCAACCUCCAGGGCUUGAUAAACUUAAUGAAACUAAACCUAAUAAAAAUAAACGAACUAAUACUUUACAAUCUAUUGAUGAUGAUUCUGAACUUCCUCCACCAUAUGAACCUAGUGAUAGAGAUAGAUAUAAAAAUUGCUCAGAUAGAAAAAUAACACGUGAUGAUAGUUUUGAUGAUGAGAAUCCAUAUGGAACAAAAUUUUAA